Tripterygium wilfordii is the source of this 1215-nucleotide messenger RNA. RefSeq names its product annexin D2-like. Bases 76 to 1026 code for a protein of 316 amino acids. The transcript has 5 exons. Gene Ontology annotation, molecular function: calcium ion binding; calcium-dependent phospholipid binding. The record is from RefSeq and is a predicted model, not a curated record. Gene Ontology annotation, cellular component: cytoplasm; cytosol. NCBI's taxonomy places the organism in Eukaryota, Viridiplantae, Streptophyta, Magnoliopsida, Celastrales, Celastraceae.
UUUCCAUCUAUAAAUACAGUCUUUCGACAUACAGAGAGCUUCUCACAUUGCAAUCAGACACAGAGAGAGUGAAAAAUGGCGACUCUUAAGGUUCCUUCCAGUGUUCCCUCCCCUGCUGAGGAUGCAGAGCAACUCCACAAGGCCUUUCUAGGAUGGGGCACAAAUGAGGCAUUGAUUAUCUCUAUAUUGGCUCAUAGGAAUGGCGCACAGCGUGCCUUAAUUCGAAAAACUUACAAUGAAGCCUUUGGUGAAGAUCUUCUCACAUCCCUUGACAAAGAACUUUCAAGCGAUUUUGAGCGGGCUAUACUGGUAUGGACGUUGGAGCCAGCGGAGCGGGAUGCCUUCUUGGCUAAUGAAUCAACAAAGAGGCUUACUUCAAGCAACUGGGUUAUCAUGGAAAUUGCUUGCACUAGGUCCUCAAUUGACCUAUUCAAGGCGAAGCAGGCUUAUCAUGCUCGUUUUAAGAAAUCAAUGGAGGAGGAUGUUGCUCAUCACACCAGCGGGGACUUUCGCAAGCUUUUGGUUCCCCUUUUAAGUGCAUUCCGCUAUGAGGGAGAUGAGGUGAACAUGCGUUUGGCUAAGUCCGAGGCUAAGAUACUUCGUGACAAGAUCUCGGACAAGGCUUACAAUGACGAUGAGAUAAUCAGGAUUCUGACAACAAGGAGCAAGGCACAGAUUAAUGCAACACUCAAUCACUACAACAAUGAGUUUGGAAAUGCAAUCAACAAGGAUUUGAAGCCGGAUUCCAACGAUGAAUUCCUGAAGCUACUCAGGGCAACAAUCAAGUGCUUGACAAGCCCUGAGAAGUACUUUGAGAAGGUUCUGAGGUUGGCCAUCAACAAGCAGGGGACAGAUGAAUGGGCUCUCACUAGAGUUGUUACCACAAGGGCAGAGGUGGACAUGGAACGCGUCAAAGAAGAGUAUCACAAAAGGAACAGCAUCCCGCUGGAACGUGCAAUUGCUGGAGACACUUCUGGGGACUAUGAGAAAAUGCUUCUUGCCUUGAUCGGUCAUGGAGAUGCUUAAUCGGUCUGGUCGAGCGGAGUUCUCAUUUCUGUUAAUAGUUUGUUUUGUUGCUUGAAAUAAGAACGAAGAAGUACCAAUGAGGUGUUUGAAAGAUGUAAUAGUACCCGUGCCUUGUGUCCAUGAUGGCUGCUUCCCUAUGCCUUGUGACCUUAAAUCUUUUCUUGAUUUCAAAUGUGAUAUUGUCUUCUA